This is a messenger RNA of Rhincodon typus (whale shark), 1961 nucleotides long. It is a transcript of the gene ugp2b, whose product is annotated as UDP-glucose pyrophosphorylase 2b. Gene Ontology annotation, biological process: glycogen metabolic process; UDP-alpha-D-glucose metabolic process. The record is from RefSeq and is a predicted model, not a curated record. The transcript is spliced from 9 exons. NCBI's taxonomy places the organism in Eukaryota, Metazoa, Chordata, Chondrichthyes, Orectolobiformes, Rhincodontidae. Gene Ontology annotation, cellular component: cytoplasm. The coding region runs from base 55 to 1539 and encodes 494 amino acids. Gene Ontology annotation, molecular function: UTP:glucose-1-phosphate uridylyltransferase activity.
UUUUUCCCCUCUUAUGUCCUAGGUGUUUCUUUGCCUUCAGUUUUCACCACAGUCAUGUCGAAAGGUAUUUCUGCCCAGUUUGAGUGCCAGGAGCUGGAGAGCACCAUGGGGAAGGAGCUCACUCGGUUACUGCACGCUGCUUCACCCAGUGAGCAAGAACAAAUGAAGAAAGAUAUCGAGGGAUUUCAGAAGUUGUUUCGUAGCUUGCUGCAGAGGAGAGGUCCUUCAGUAGAAUGGGAGAAGAUCCAAAAAGCACCUGAAGACUCUAUUCAGUCAUAUGAUAAAAUACAAACUCAAGGGUUGCUGGGUGAUGUGCCUCCAUUAUUAAGCAAACUGGUGGUGGUCAAGUUGAAUGGUGGUCUUGGCACUAGCAUGGGCUGCAAAGGUCCCAAAAGUCUGAUUAGUGUACGCAAUGAAAAUACUUUUCUGGACCUCACCGUUCUGCAGAUCGAGCAUUUGAACAGGACUUAUGGUACUGAUGUCCCCCUGGUCUUGAUGAACUCAUUCAACACCGACGAGGAUACAAAGAAGAUCUUACAGAAGUACCGGCAGUCUCGUGUGAAAAUCUAUACAUUUAACCAAAGCAGGUAUCCACGGAUUGAUAAAGAGUCAUUGCUCCCUAUAGCCAAGGGAUUAUCUGUGUCUGGGGACAAUGCUGAGGCCUGGUAUCCACCAGGUCAUGGAGAUAUCUAUGCCAGCUUCUACAACUCUGGAUUAUUGCAUACCUUUCUGCAAGAGGGCAAGGAAUACGUUUUUGUAUCUAACAUUGAUAAUCUGGGAGCAACAGUUGAUCUUAACAUUCUUCGCCACCUUUUGAAUCCACCAAAUGGAAGACGGUGUGAAUUUCUUAUGGAAGUAACUGACAAGACGAGAGCAGACGUUAAGGGAGGAACCCUUAUUCAGUAUGACGGUAAACUCCGACUGUUGGAAAUAGCUCAAGUGCCAAAAGCACAUGUUGAUGAGUUUAAAUCAGUCACCAAGUUCAAGAUAUUCAAUACCAAUAACCUGUGGAUUUCUUUGGCUGCAAUUGAAAGGCUACAAAAGGAAAAUGCAAUUAACAUGGAAAUCAUUUUAAACCCAAAGACGUUGGAUGAUGGCCGAAAUGUGAUUCAGCUGGAGACAGCUGUUGGUGCUGCCAUUAAGUGCUUUGAAAAUGCUCUAGGUAUUAAUGUGCCACGCAGCCGCUUCCUGCCUGUGAAGACCACCUCUGACCUGAUGCUGGUGAUGUCCAACCUGUACAGCCUUAAUGCAGGAUCCCUGACAAUGAGUGAAAAAAGAGAAUUCCGAACUGUACCUUUGGUCAAGUUGGGCAGCUCCUUUACUAAGGUACAAGAUUACCUGAAGAGACUGGAGAGUAUACCAGAUAUACUGGAACUGGAUCACCUUACUGUUUCAGGAGAUGUCACUUUUGGGAAGCAUGUUAUAUUGAAGGGAACAGUUAUAAUCAUUGCAAAUCAUGGUGAUAGGAUUGACAUACCUCCUGGAGCUGUAUUGGAAAAUAAAAUUGUUUCUGGUAAUCUGCGAAUCCUGGACCACUAGAAGGGACGUUUAUGAAGCUAACCUAUUGAAAGUGUUUCAUUUUAUCAUGUGUAUGAAUCACAUGGGUGACUCAUCAUUAUUUUAUGUGCAUUAAAUUGCUUAGAGUACAUGCUAACUUUGGGUGUGAAAUGACUUACCUCUUCCAGGUAGAUGUUUUCAAAUGUUUACUGUGUUAAAAUAUAUUUUGCCAUCUUUUGUGAAAAUUUUAAAAUCAUGGCCUGCAGAGAGCUCUGUGCACUGGUAUUUAAAACAGCCUGAUGUUGAAAUGCGACAGAAUUUUGUUUUUUCAACAAAACUGUAAAAUUCAGUCUGGUUCUUAAAAAUAAAAUUGUUCCUGCAUUGAAAUGGUUAGAAGUUUAUGUUCAAAGCUAGUACGUACUUUAUACUCUGUCUUUGAACGAUAAUAAAGUGCAAUGUGAAAA